Ziziphus jujuba (common jujube) is the source of this 1230-nucleotide messenger RNA. RefSeq lists its product as uncharacterized. The transcript is spliced from 7 exons. The coding region runs from base 125 to 1060 and encodes 311 amino acids. Lineage: Eukaryota; Viridiplantae; Streptophyta; Magnoliopsida; Rosales; Rhamnaceae. The record is from RefSeq and is a predicted model, not a curated record.
UGGGGAAGAAGAAAAAGAAACAAGUUUUUUUUUUUUUUUUUUUUUUUGGGGGGUUGGUGUUUAUAAGAAUCCCUUGUUUGUGUUGGAGGGGGAGAGAGAGAGAGAGAGAGAGGUGAGUAGAGUGAUGGCGAAAGGGAAGGCAAUACUAGUGGUGGUAGUUUCAGUAGUGGUGGCGGCCUUGGCAAUGGUGCCGCUGUGCCAUGGAGCCAAGAAACCAGAGAGCAGUGCUAGAAAGGAAGACAUUCCCUACAUCAAAUGCCAGGUCUGUCAGAAGCUCGCUGCUCAGCUCUACCACCAAGUUCACAACAAACAAGCUCAGAUCGCUCCCAAGAAGAUCUCGGAGUAUCAAAUAAUUGAAAUUACGGAGAAUGUUUGCAAUUUGAAGAAGACUGAAGCGGAUUGGAUUCUGCAGAUUGAUAUUGUUGAAAAAGGAGAUAAAUUGGAGCUGGUGGAACAAGACUCUGAAGGACAGUGCAAUUCAGAAUGCAAGACCAUUGAGCGAGCUUGCCAGGAGGUUUUGGGUUAUUCCGAUACUGAUGUUGCAGAAUAUCUAUACAAUUCUAAGCCUCAAAUUGAUUCAUUGGUUAAUUUUCUCUGUAAAGAUAUCACCAAAGCAUGCAGUACCAAGAUUCCACCACUUCCUAAGGAUAGGACUCCUGGAGAACCAUUUGUUCCCAAAUCAUCAAAGGAGGCUGAAAUGGAAAAGAUAUUGAAAUCUAUGGAGGGUAUGCCAGGAGCCCCAAACAUGAAAAUGUAUUCAAGGGAUGAUUUGACGAACAUGCAAAAUAUUGGCAAUGAAGAUUUGGAUGAUGAAGAUGAUGAAGAUGACGAUGACACAAAGUUUCCAUCAAAAUUGGGAAAAGUUUUAAGAGAAAAAGAAAGCACGAAGAGGGAUUGGCAGCAGAGGAUCAGUAAAGGGAUUGUAAAGACCGGGGAGACCUUAAAGAAACAUGCAAACCAAGUCUCCACACGUAUAAGGCAGUGGUGGAGAAGACUGAAGAAGCCUAGUUCAAAGAAAAGUUCAAAGAAAAGUUCGAAGGCAAGCAACCAAGAGCUCUAGAAGAGUACAGAUCAAACAUCCCUAGGAAGUAAUUUGUCAAGGAUCAUCACGUUUUGUGCACUGUACCAAUAUGGUUUUGACAGAGUAGGAACUUGAGAAGAAAUUAAAGCCAUUCUGUGAAUUCUUUUCUUUUUAGUCACCACCUGGGAAUUUGAGAAGCAUUUUCAUUC